Molecule: messenger RNA, 1704 nt
Organism: Canis lupus familiaris (dog)
Lineage: Eukaryota; Metazoa; Chordata; Mammalia; Carnivora; Canidae
Gene: FBXL6
Product: F-box and leucine rich repeat protein 6
Exons: 9
Coding region: 1-1602 (533 amino acids)
Biological process (GO): SCF-dependent proteasomal ubiquitin-dependent protein catabolic process
Cellular component (GO): SCF ubiquitin ligase complex
Molecular function (GO): protein binding
Source: RefSeq, a predicted model, not a curated record
AUGGCUGCCGGGGCGGCGCGACGGGCCCGGCGCCGGGUUCGGGGCGCGCAGCCGGCCGGGGAGCGGGCUCGCUCGGCCGAGGACUGGUGGUGGGACCAGCUGGCGCCGAGCGGCUCCGGGUACCACCUGCUGCAGUCGGACAGCAUGCUGCUGGUGCUGCCGGGCCCGGGGCCUGCCCGUCCCCGCGUGCACCGGCGCGCCGCCCGCCGCGCUCAGCGGCAGCCGGCCCCCGCGCCCCGCGCCCCGGGCGCCAAGGCCAGACCUAGAAUGGCGCCCGCCCCGGAGCCGCCGCCGGGGCCCGACCCGGGCUGGGGCGACCGCAUCCCCCUGGAAAUUCUCCUGCAGAUCUUCGGGCUGCUGGUGGCGGCCGAUGGGCCCGUGCCCUUCCUCGGCAGGGCUGCUCGCGUGUGCCGCCGCUGGCACCAGGCGGCCUCCCAGCCUGCGCUCUGGCACACCGUGACCCUGUCACCGUCGCCGGCUGGCCGCCUCGCCAAGAGUGAAGCCAAGGCCGAGAAGAAGCUUCUCGCCUCCCUGGAGUGGCUUAUGCCCAAUCGGUUCUCGCAGCUCCAGAGGCUGACCCUCAUCCACUGGAAGUCCCAGGUACACCCCGUGUUGAAGCUGGUUAGCGAGUCCUGUCCUCGGCUCACCUUCCUCAAGCUUUCCGAUUGCCAUGGUGUAACCUCUGACACUCUGAUUAUGCUAGCCAAAGCCUGCCCUCAGCUCCACAGCCUGGACAUACAGCACUCCAUGGUGGAGUCCACAGCCGUGGUGAGCUUCUUGGAGGAGGCAGGGCCCCGAAUGCGCAAGUUGUGGCUGACCUACAGCUCCCAGACAACAGCCAUCCUGGGUGCGCUUCUGGGCAGCUGUUGCCCCCAGCUCCAGGUCCUGGAGGUGAGCACCGGCAUCAACCGCAGCAGCACUCCUCUCCAGCUGCCUGUUGAGGGGCUGCAGAAGGGCUGCCCCCAGCUGCAGGUGCUGCGGCUCCUAAACCUGAUGUGGCUGCCCAAGCCUUCCGGGCGAGUGGUGACUCCUGGCCCAGGCUUCCCCAGCCUUGAGGAGCUCUGCCUCGCCGGUUCCACCUGCAACUUUGUAAGCAACGAGGCCCUGGGCCGCCUGCUCCACGGCUCCCCUAACCUGCGCCUGCUGGAUCUUCGUGGCUGUGCCCGCAUCACACCUGCCGGCCUGCACGAUCUGCCGUGUCAGGAGCUAGAACAGCUUCACUUGGGUCUUUAUGGCACGUCAGAUCGCUUGACUCUAGCCAAAGAGGGCAGCCACCUGUUGACUCAGAAGUGGUGCCACACUCUGCGGGAACUGGACUUGAGUGGCCAGGGCUUCAGUGAGAAAGACCUGGAGCAGGCCUUGGCUGCCUUCUCAGCCACCCGUGGGGGCUCACACCCAGCCCUAUGCUCUGUCAACCUCAGGGGCACUCGGGUCACACCAAGCACAGUCAGCUCUGUCAUCAGCAGCUGCCCAGGCCUGCUCUAUCUCAACCUGGAGUCCUGCCGCUGCCUUCCUCGGGGCCUGAAGCGGGCCUACCGAGGCCAGGAGGAAGUCCAGUGGUGCCUGGAGCAGCUGCUCACCAGCCUCCCCUCCUCCAGCUAGGCAGCUCCAGACCCCCAGCCCUCAGGUAGUCAGCGGUGCCUGCCACCCUUUCCACAUUUUGGAUGUUUAAGCAUUUUUUAAACAAUAAAACAUUUUUAGGAA